Molecule: messenger RNA, 1202 nt
Organism: Mycetomoellerius zeteki
Lineage: Eukaryota; Metazoa; Arthropoda; Insecta; Hymenoptera; Formicidae
Product: ribonuclease H1
Exons: 6
Coding region: 252-1193 (313 amino acids)
Biological process (GO): DNA replication, removal of RNA primer
Molecular function (GO): nucleic acid binding; magnesium ion binding; RNA-DNA hybrid ribonuclease activity
Source: RefSeq, a predicted model, not a curated record
GGUAUGACAGAUUUCCUAACCUGAACGGCCGUAAACUUUAACGCUAAAUAUCUCGGUUCGGAGGUCAGAGCGGCACUUUUUUCUGCCACAUUCGUUCAUUUCGUGCAAAAACGCGUCGAAUAAGCCUAAUUUCAUCAAAAUCGGAGAUGAGACGGGUAUUCUAUACCUUUACCACGUUGGUAAUAAAAGUGUAAACAUUAAAUAAAGAUACCUAUGAUGCUCCAGGAAGAUCGUAUGUAUUGAACAAAUUGAUGAAAUUGAAUUUUGUAGCAAGGCAUUAUUUCUUAAGCAAAAUGCCUUACUAUGCAGUUGCCAAAGGUCGAAAACCUGGAAUCUAUGCCACAUGGGGUGAAUGCAGUGCUCAGGUUCUUAAAUUUCCUGGGUCAAUAUACAAGAAAUUUGCAACAGAAAGCGAGGCUCAAAACUUUAUAAAGGAGCGUUCUUCUUCAACUGUAGUAACAAAUUCUACUAAGUGCCUUGCUUUGUCGAAAAUUGUGAAAGCUGCAAGAUCAGAAACCUUGCCGAAACAAUUGUUUGCACUUGGUGGUAAACAGUCUACAGUAGUUCAGACAAAACCAUUAUUAUCAAUUUCAAAGAGGACUUUAUCUACAAGUGACGAUAGUAAUGAACACCUGAGCAAAAAGAGAAAAAUAUCUAACAUUUCAAAUAAUUGCUUUAGAUUAACUCAGUGUCUUGACCAGGAUGACAAAACAGAUUUUAUCGUGGAUGAAGAUGGCUAUGUGAACGUUUUUACGGAUGGCGCAUGCAGUUGGAAUGGACACAAGAAUGCACGAGCCGGUAUCGGAGUUUGGUUUCGAGACAAUCAUCCAUUAAAUGUAUCUGAACCGGUGGAUGGACGACCUACUAAUAACGUAGCAGAGAUCCAAGCUGUUACAGUAGCUGUGAGACAGGCGAAAAAGGCAGGAAUCAAGAAGUUGAAAAUCAACACUGAUUCUAAAUUUCUCAUCUCCUGCAUUACACAAUGGAUGCCAGCAUGGAAGAGAAGAGGAUGGAAGACUGUGGAUAACAAGCCAGUUAUAAAUACAAUAGAAUUGUUAGAAAUGGAAAAAGAAUUAGAAAACUUGACUGUUGCUUGGAAUCAUGUGAAUGGACAUAUAGGAAUUUAUGGUAAUGAAAUGGCAGAUAAACUUGCAAGAGAAGGCUGCUUGCGGUAUAAAAACCAAGUUGAAUAAAAGAUAAAA